AAUACAUAACAAUAUUACAUGUAUGUGACAGCUUGGAUAUAUACAUGCAGUCUUGCAUAUGUGUAUCAACAGAGACACUAGAAAUCAUUACACAGGAACUGGGAGCCUCAUUAACCCCCUUUUCAGAGGGUUACAGGCUCCCAGGAUAUUUCAGGAUGUUUAUUUUAAUGCGAGAGAAAAAAUUUUUGUCACCUAUCUUGACAAAAUUAUGGAUACCACCAAUCAGACUAACAACAAAUCUAAAGAAGAUAGAGAGAAUCUAAACAGACUAAAUGAUCAGCAAUACAAGAUCAACAAAAUAUGGUUUUUUGUAAUGAAGUCUAUUCUCGUCUACAAUGUUGGAGAGUCCUUUGUUGAAUAUGCACAUAGACCAAGCCAAGUCAGCGACAGUGAUCUGUGCUGUUGGUAUAACAUUUGGACUUGGUGGCUUCAUUCUAUACAGACUGUACUGUAGAUUUAUACAACCGCUGUUCAAGAAAUCACUAAAAAAGAAAAAAUCUCAGAAGAGGAAUGGUUCACAGGAAAUUGAUGGAACAAAAUGUGAAACAAGUAUGGGAAAUUCUAACUCCAAUAAAGCAGAAACCUCAGCUUAUUUCAGUCCUACCACAGGUGUAGCUUUACAUGUUGGAAGAAAAUCUCGUAGCAGGGACAAUCUCAAAAUACAAACAGAAUCUUCACAUGUCAGACAGAGAAAGAAGGUAAAAAGAAGGAAGACCUCCUCAGAUAAAGACCUAACAAGAUCAUUGCCAAUCAAAGUACCUUCUAGUCAAAGUGAACUUAGUAUUAACCAAUUAGUUCAUUCUGCCUCGGAUGUCUCAAACCUAGAUCUAGAAGGGUCACUUAAAGCCAAUGUUAGUCUGCAGUCCCUGACUGAUAGAAACAUGAGAGAAUCACUAAGACAUGCAAACCAUGCAGCACAGUUAUCAGAUGAUUUAAUUAGCCAUUUACCUGAUUCAACAGGUGCUCCUGACAAAGAGGCUAAUAUACAAGUAGAAAUUGAAGAUUUAUCUCAUAAAGAAAACUGUGAUAGUAAGACUAGUAAUAACAGAUACCAUAUAGAACUAUCUGAUGAUUUACUGACGGUCAGUAGUGUGUUACUAACACCACCAUCAGAGGAUGAUGGUCAAGAUAGGUAUCAAGGCACUCAGAUAAAUCAUAAUAAAACCAAUAUUCUGCAGCAACCUUUGUCUUCCUAUAGUUCAGAUUACAACACAGACUCCAAAAAGUCAGGUACGGAUGAUUGUCGGGUGUCCAAUGCCGAUGAAUCAGGUAGUUGCGAUGAAAAAGAUUCAGUUUCCUCUUUACCCAAACUCAGGUCCCCCGAUCGAUUCUUCCGUGAAUCUUUACUUUAUCGUUUACAGGAAUGUCAUAAUGGUGCUGGAUCCAGUAAUUCAUCGUCUUUAGAUUCAUCACCAGAAUUUUCUCCGUAUGCUAGAUACCGUAAGUACAGUAUUGAAUCCGAAAGCCUGUCAGGAUUGGCAACACCAGACAAUGAAAUGUUCAGCUCUGUUUAUGAAGUAGGACGUUCUACAGAGGACCAAUUCUAUCAAUUGGAGGAAGAGGUAGUAGACAUUGAGGAAGAGUUUGCUAGUCUGACCAAUAAAUUAAAUCAAUUAAAGAACAUAGCUUUACAAAGUGAUAGCAGUAGCAUAGAAUAUUCCCCAAGUCAUCCAUUAGCCAAGAAAGCUGUAGAAAUUGUAGAUAAAACUAGAAAUAGACUGAGUCGAUCUCGUAGUUUGUCUGUUAGUAGUACAGAUAGCUCUCCUGCUUGUAAUGGCAGUUUGGAUGUACCUGAUCUGUCGUGGGACUCAGAGGGGUUACAUGGUGAUAAUUCCAACAAAAAUACACCAAGCAGUCGUAGAUGUAGUGAACCAGGAAACUCUUUAAGAAAUAAAUUUCAUUCAAAAUUAUUCAGUAAGGACACAAAUAAUGGAUUUAGCUUUGAAAGUCCGAUGGAAUCAGAUGUUGAAAAAGAUGGCACAUUAGAUAAUAUAUCUACUGAUGAAUGCUUUGAAGUUAAUCUAAGUGAUUGGCCAAAAGAGGAUUUUUCAGACAGUCCUUCACAUUCAAAGUUAAAUUUUUCGUCCUCUGCAAAGGAUUCAUCACACAUGGAUGGUGAGACUGCUACAUCAAGUUCCUCAGCUAAAGAGUCUUCACAGUUAAACAGUAAAUCCAGUAUUAAAAUGUCAUCUGAGGCAUCUUCAAGUAGUUUAUAUGAGAGUGCAAGAGAUUCUAGUCAGAGUCAGGGUCAAAAGUCAAACGGAAUAAAGGAAGAGAAUUAUUGCAAUGGAAAACAGGAAGCUAAUAAUAAUGGAAUUGUACAGAUUUGUGAUAGAGUGCACAUAACAAAGUAUGUUGACAAAGAAUGGAAGGGACAGACAGACAGGGCUAAUACCAUCAGGAGGGCUUACCAAGAAAUACCAAAAGUAACAGGGUGCCAACAUCUAUGCAGAGUAAGGGGAGAUAACUAUUGUGGUUUACGAGGGACAUUAUUUCAGUGCCUUUGUCACGGCAUAGAUAUAUCAAAACAUUGGUCAGAUAUUAACAAUAUUACAGAUAAAUUAAGCAGGAGAUAUAAAGAGAGUAGUUCAGGAUUAAAUCAAUGGACUUUCGCUGGUCGACUUUCAUGUCAGGAUGGUCAAAAGUUAUCUUUGAUGUCACACUGUUUGUCAUUAUUGUUUUCAAAGUUUGAAGAAGCCAAGUCUUUCCAAUCACAAUCUGACCGCGAGCUUUGGACAAUCAACCUUUUGAACUCUGACCCUACUUGUGACCUUCACCUAAUGGAAGGUCUAAAACUGCUGAUGUUACUGAACAUGUUAGAUUUAAAAGAUAAACAAGAUGGAGGAGAAGAUAUUCCAAUCUUUGUAUGGUUGUUGUUUGCUAGAGACACAUCAGAAUCACCUAUAAUGUUUGUAAAGAAUCAUUUAAAUAACCUUGGGGAUAAUGCUGGUAUUGAACAGAUUGAAAUGUUUUUACUGGGUCACACAUUGAGUGUGCGUAUCCAGGUAUUGCGAUUGUCACAGUUUGGCCAGGAAGACUUUGUAGCAUACUACCCAGAUGAUGCUGACAGUAACUGGUCCCAGAUCUCUUUAAUAGCAGAGGAUGAUAGACAUUAUAAUGUCCCUGUCCCAUGACCAUACUGGAUUACUGUCUAAUGGUAUUCAUACACAGCUUUAAAGAUUCCUACUAGUGGGGUAACAGAAAAAUAUUCCCAGAUUCCAUCACAGGACUAGAUCUGAGCGAAAUUCUGUCAUCACAGAAUCAUAUAUACAAAACCAAUGAUUUUAUCAAAUAGAAAAUUUCAUAAUGUUUAACUAUUGUAGCAACAUAAGACGAUUGUAGAGAUUUCUAUAUGAGGUUCAUUGUUUUCAGUCAGAUCUCAGUUAAAAUCUUUACUAAAAAUACAGAUAAGAUUUAUCUACAUGUUUUAAAAAUGUCAACCAAGCAUUUAUAUUAAAAGUACUGCCAGUGUUAUAUAUACAAUAAAACAUAUGGGAAAUUGUAUUUAGUGCACAUGGAAAGCAGUGAUGUUCCCCUUAGUUACUCAUUGAUAAUAUGUUUACAAUAUUAUUUAUUUAAUUUGUGCAAUAUAGUAGGUUGCUAAUCAACAGCAUUGCCAAUGUGUUCAGGUGAAGGUUGUUAGUCAAGCUUGCUGUCAGUAAUGUAUUCAUGAAUCUUGGUCAGUUUUUAAUACAUUUUUUCAACAAUUAUAAGAAUCACUUAACACACAUAAAAUAAAUUUGUUGUUAAAUGAAAAAAAUAUUUAUUCAGCUGUAUAAGUAAAUUUACACACAAAAUUUUAUUUAUUGGAGUUAGUUGAGUGAUUGCAAGGACAUUAAUAAAAGGUAUGAUUGAGGAAAGAUAAAUCAAACUGUGGUAUACUAUAACUAAAGUAGUCUUGUAUUGAAAGUGUGAGUGUUAUAUACAUUGUGUUGAAUUAGAAUAGCAUAGUUUGUCUUCAGAAAUCAUUAUCUUUAAAAAGACGAAAAUGUUCAAGUGAAUUAGUUAAUAUACAUUUUAAGUUAAGUUAUACUUAUUACACAUGUGGAUUAUAUGUUUAUUAUUACAACAUGAAAGUUUUAUGAAGUAAAACAACAACAAAAACAGAAUACUAAUUUCAUAUCUUUUGCAUAGUAAAAAAAUAAAAUUUCAGUUUUGAUUUGACCCUAGUCUUUGAUGUGUAACCUUAAAGUAAGAACAUGUAAUGAUUCUUAUUGUUGAAGGCAAACAAAUGCAGAAUAUUGUCUUGGUACCACUUUGUAUUCUGUAGAAAUAUUCUUUAUCUUUCCAACUUUUCGAACUUUCGUUUUCUUACCUUUGUAACAGAAAGGUUGUGUUUUUGGUUCAGAACUAUUUAUGCAUGAGUAGUUGGUAUUCUUCACGGAUAUGUUCCUGUUUUAUUCUACAUCAUUCCAGUAAUCUAAUCUAUUUUCCUUUAUAGACUUACCUCACACAGUAUAUACAUAUCUGUAAUUCUCACAUAAAUUUGCUUAAUUUUAAUUUUGACCAGCUUUUCCCACAAUGCAGCAGUUUUGUCACAGCACAAUCCCAGCUUUAUCACAACAGAGAAAUAAUGAAUUUACUUUAGCCUGGAUUUGUAUCCUCCUUAGUCCUCAUUCUGUCUCUGCCUUUACCUAAUGCUGUUAAUUGAUAGAUGUAUUAUGUACUUUAAAGAUAAUGUUAUCAGCUAAAAGGUGAUUAUUAAAAGGAUCAUUUUGGUGCAUAGUAUGGUAUUUUUUCAUAAAUAUGUUUUUACAUUGUAAUAUACAAUUUAAUUACAUUUGGUCAGUAAGACUUAUUCAAUGAAAUAUUUAAUACGAUCAGGAUACAGUAAAUUUCCUCAUAAAUUUUGAAAAGCAACGUAUAAAAUUCAAGAGUAGUGCAAGUUUUUGUAGAUUUGCAUAUUAUGUAACAGCACUUAAAGAAAUUUUAGUAAAGUUUACGAUCUAUAUAUAUGUAAGUGACCAAUUUUCAAAUACAACAACUGUACUCAACAUAAAAACAAAUUACAGUUUGCAGAGAAUGAAUAUAAUUUUCUAACCUGCAGCUAAAUGUUUGGUCUUGAGACCUCCAGAAUUUCAUUGUUACUUUUAGCUUAUUGAUUAGAAACUGAACUGUGAUAUAUGCACAAAAUGGGUAAACUAUUUAUUCUCAACUGGUCCUUAAAUGUAUACAUAAAUUAUGAUAUUUUGUAGGAAAUUAAUGUUUUGGAAUUGACAUUAGUCCAAAAGUAGAACUUAAAUGAGUAUGUAGUUAAAUAAUCUACAAGAUGAUACAACAUUAAUACAUUGUGUUACACAAUGAUACAACAUAAAUACAUUGUGUUAACAUUGUUAUGGUUGUUUAUACAUUGUUACUUAGGAAACAUGGUGGCUGCAAACCAUUUUAUAGCUCAUCAUGUUUUAUAAUAAAAGUUGAAAAUUGA
This is a messenger RNA of Mytilus californianus (California mussel), 5425 nucleotides long. RefSeq lists its product as uncharacterized. Gene Ontology annotation, molecular function: cysteine-type deubiquitinase activity. Gene Ontology annotation, biological process: protein linear deubiquitination. The record is from RefSeq and is a predicted model, not a curated record. Gene Ontology annotation, cellular component: cytoplasm. The coding region runs from base 336 to 3134 and encodes 932 amino acids. The transcript is spliced from 8 exons. NCBI's taxonomy places the organism in Eukaryota, Metazoa, Mollusca, Bivalvia, Mytilida, Mytilidae.